AUGGCCACUCCAGCGCAGUGCUAUUAUUGUUUCGAAACGCUCCUUGCUUCCUUCGAAGGCCGCGAGCCUGCCACUCUGGCAGCCGUAGAAGCCCUCUGGGAGCAGCACGAGCAAACUAAGAAGCUAUCGGACCUAGAAGACCAGGCCGCAGAAGACACAGAGCAAGACUCCGUAAACGAGACCGAAGAUGCUUCCCGGUUGAGUAGUCCUCCCUCAAGACUGCAGUUCCCCCGCGUCAGUCGUCUCCAAGACGAAUCGUCCGCUUCCAGUACGGCCACGACCCCGUCCUCUGCAUCUAAUACCUCUGCCAAUUCCCUUCAAUCGAGCUCCACCAAUAUCACCACGCCGGCUUCGGCCGGGUCGAGCUCGCACAGAUCACCUAAUCAGCGGUACCCUCUGUUCGUGACAUGGAACACCCUGUCACGGAGCGGACACAAGGCUCUCCGUGGUUGCAUAGGUACCUUUGAAGGACAGGAGCUUGCAGCGGGGUUGAAGUCCUACGCUUUGACCUCGGCCUUUGAUGAUACUCGUUUCUCGCCUAUUCCCAAAUCUCUUCUUCCUUCCCUUUCCUGUUCUCUAACUCUCCUGAGCUCCUUUGAGCCAUGCACAAAUGCCAUGGACUGGUUGUUAGGAACCCACGGUAUACGCAUAUCGUUCGUCCACCGUGGUCGUCGCUACGGCGCCACAUACCUGCCUGAUGUCGCUGUAGAGCAAGGCUGGACCAAGGAAGAGACGGUAGAGAGUUUGAUGCGCAAGGCCGGCUGGGAUGGCGGCGGCGGUAGCUCGGCCCGGAGAUUGCUGCGUGGUGCAACAGGCGGCAAUUCGAGCGCUGCGAAGCCUUGGGAUCAAGUUGCGGAUUUCAGAACGGUUAGGUAUCAGGGCCUCAAGGCGAGUGCUGAUUAUGUUGAAUGGCAGGAGUGGCGAGACUGGGUUCUCUCUCUUGAUGACGGGGCGGAGAUAUUGGGGUGA
Penicillium olsonii is the source of this 969-nucleotide messenger RNA. The record is from the annotation of a GenBank genome assembly. Lineage: Eukaryota; Fungi; Ascomycota; Eurotiomycetes; Eurotiales; Aspergillaceae.